Messenger RNA from Capronia epimyces CBS 606.96, 741 nucleotides. RefSeq lists its product as uncharacterized. The transcript has a single exon. NCBI's taxonomy places the organism in Eukaryota, Fungi, Ascomycota, Eurotiomycetes, Chaetothyriales, Herpotrichiellaceae. Bases 1 to 741 code for a protein of 246 amino acids. The record is from RefSeq and is a predicted model, not a curated record.
AUGAACCGAAAACAGAGACGAGCCAAAGACUUAUCCACCCGACCUGGCGGAACAUCCAUCAAGACCGCAGAUGAUAUCCCCUUGGCGAGACCCGACCCAAGCCAAUCCAAUCCUCGGAGAGGAAAGACGUUGCUCGAGAUCGCAGCGGAGCGUCAGGCCCAACUAGAUCCGCGCUACAGAUACGACAAGGAUGCUUUCCACCCCCAGAAUGUUGUCCAAGUUAAGAUCGGGGAGGACGGACGGGUUCUACACGAUGAUCCCAGCGCACCCUCGUCAGAUGCAGCGGUGGAGACGCCGUGGCUCGACACGCUCCUUUUGGCCGUGUCCCUGUCGGCCAUCCACUUCACGCUGGAGACUCUGACGGUGCAUCAGUACGCCCAGGAGCUGCGUUUCCCGCCCAUCAUCCGCCGGACGCUGUUCGUGGCAUUCCCUGUGCUCACGGCCAUGAUUGCCCUGUUCCACGGCCAGUUGCUGCCUGCUUCGGCGCAGAGGGUGCCAGAGCCACUGAGGCUUUGGACCCUGGCUCUACGCCAGCUGGCGUAUGUGGUGGUCGCGAACGUCGCCGGCUGCUAUUUAAUCCAAUUGACCAACGACAGAGGCUACUACGCUGUCAUGAAGAACGCCCCCAGCAUAGGUACAAUUUGGGUCUGGACCGUCCUUGAGCUGGGGUUGCUCGGAGCGUUGGCUGGUGUGAUCGGGCCGGGUAUCUAUGCUUGGUGGAACGGUUAUGGGAUUUUCUGA